AUGGCUGUCAAUUUGACGGGUCGCCCAUCAGCAUCGGCCGAGGACAAUCGCGAUAUCCCCAGGGUAGACGCUGUUCUUACAGAGGAACGAAAUUCUCAGGUGUCGUUGCAGCGUCCGUCAAGGUCGAAUGCCAGUCAAACGAGGCAAAGGAAUAAACCUGAUUCCGAAUCAGUCGACUUUCAGGCUACCCUCCGUCGCGUUCUUGAAUUACUGCCCGAUGAGUUGCGUAUUCGAGACUUGCUAAGGCCUCUUCAGGGCUUUGGCGAAGAACGAAUCCUGGAACUCGGUCUGCGAACACGCUCAUUCAAGUCGCUUCUAGAGCCAUGGAAAGCCCUUCAUCUGAUAUCCCGAGACGAGCAGCAUUAUGUGCGCGAUAAUGUCAUCCAAUAUCUGCGAAAACACCCGGAGAUCAUCGACAGUCUCGACCUUCCUCUGUCCCAGGUUAUCCGGUCCUACGAGGCAUAUCGCUCUUUAAUCACCGGCCUCUCGUCUCUAUUAUUUCCCUGGACGGCCCCCUACUACUCCGACCAUAUGACUCUGCACGCACAGCUCUAUGGCGGCAGUCGUGGAAUCGUCUUCACGGCAGGGGACCAUCACGCUCCAUUCCUGAUGACUUCCAUCCCAGCCCUCCGACAGCUCGGAUGCAACCUCCCGAUCGAAAUCAUGUAUCUCGGGGAUUCGGAUCUCAGCGAAGACACUCGCGCACUGCUUGAAUCUCUCCCGAAUGUCGUCGCCAGAGAUCUCCAUCAGAUGGUGAACGACGCCGGUUGGACAUUGACCGGGUGGGCGGGAAAGCCAUUUGCCAUUCUUCUUUCGAGUUUCCGCGAGGCGAUUUUCAUCGAUGCGGACUCGCUGUUUUUCCAGAAUCCUGAGGUCUUGUUCCGUGAUCCCUCGUAUGUAGACACUGGUGCUCUGUUUUUCAAGGAUCGCUUGAUGAUGCCGGAGUCCAAGAAGCAUUGGUUGCAGCGGAUCCUGCCUCGGCCAAUCUCGAAGCAUGUUACUCAGAGUCGAUUCUGGACCGGAGAGAGCGGCCACAUGCAGGAGUCGGGGGUUGUGGUCGUUGAUAAGUGGAAGCAUUUUGUGUCGCUUUUGCUGGUGACCAGGUUGAAUGGGCCGGAUCGAGAUUCUAGCCCUGUUUAUGGUCGAGGUGUUUACGACAUGGUUUAUGGCGACAAGGAAACCUUUUGGCUGGGCUGGGAACUCGCCGGCGACACAGAAUAUGAAUUCCACGACGGGCAUGCCGGCAUCAUGGGAAGCAUCGAACCACCUUCACCAUCUGCGACAGUCAAUUCCACCGACGACAGUCCCCCGUCCAACUACACCAUCUGCGGUCCUCAGCUUCUACACUUCGAUCGCCGCGGCAAACCUCUCUGGUUCAAUGGCUGGCUGGCGUCUAAUAAGUUUGCGGACUGGGAACACCAGCAACCUAGUAACUUCUCUGCAUAUCUGCAUGAACCGCGUACGAUGCGCGACCCUGGGGCCUGGCAGUUGCAUGGGGAUAACAUUUGCUGUUUGACGUCGGAGCAUGUGUUUGAAUUUAGUAGGGGCGAGGCCGAUGCGCUGGAGAUGAUGGUUGACUUUGGUAGAAGGGCCGGGGCGCUGGGGAGACUGGAUGGGAUGAACAGUUCGAUAUGA
Molecule: messenger RNA, 1635 nt
Organism: Aspergillus steynii IBT 23096
Lineage: Eukaryota; Fungi; Ascomycota; Eurotiomycetes; Eurotiales; Aspergillaceae
Product: putative alpha-1,3-mannosyltransferase
Exons: 2
Coding region: 1-1635 (544 amino acids)
Biological process (GO): protein O-linked glycosylation
Cellular component (GO): Golgi apparatus
Molecular function (GO): alpha-1,3-mannosyltransferase activity
Source: RefSeq, a predicted model, not a curated record